ACUAGUGUUGCGCCAGGGGGGGUGAAUUCCUGUCGCAAACACAAAUAGUGCUCCCCUGAUCCAUGAACGAACAAAGUCGGAGUAAAUAUGGAUAGAACAGGAAAAAGAAAUGCCCAAUCUUACUACCAAAAGGGGUGUGUUUAGAUAAUCUGAUCUGUUUAGGGAACUUCCUAACAUUUGUGUACUUAAAUUCCUUAAGAUGGAGAUGUAGGUGUAGUUUUACAUGCAGAAUAAUCAAGCAUUACAUAAAUCUUAUAUUUAGAACGAUUCCAGGUUUGUUAAAGAUGUCUGCAUGCGUCUUAGUGGGUUUUAACUUAAUUUGUCACUUUACUGUGUUUAUAUAGUUGAACCAAGUAAUUAGAUUUAGUGUAACUUUUUUUCCCCCCCAUGUCUGGGAGAGCUGAAAAUGUAAUUCAACUACAGUUCAUGUCCAGAUAACAUCUGGCACACCAUGUGUAUAAUCUGUUCUGGCUGCCUUAUUCGUGCAAUUUUAUUUAUUUAUUUUUUUGUUUGCACACUUUGUAUUUCUAAGGAGCUUGGGAUAAUACGGGAACCGAGUUGUGCAUGUUGAAAACUUUUAACCAAAGUAAAAUUGUUGAUGAAAGAAGAUUAAACUAAUAAGAAAGAAAGAAACCAAAGAAGUCAAGUCUGUUCAGGGCGGAGUUUUCCUUCGAUAAGAUUGAUUCCCUGAUUCACUGUCAUGCGGGUUAGGUUUUGGAUUCGACUCCCAGAAUCGACUCCCAGGCUCCGAGGAAUCGAACGCUUCCCUGUGGGUUGUUUUCAUGGCUCUUUUCCCGGCAUAGAUGGUUUACAUUAGGCGGAUUUGAGCUUUCCGUUUCGGUGUGUUUUCCUACAGCAGCAGGAGGCGGGUGUGAAGGAUCCACCAAGACUUAUGAUCAUCUCUGCCGUUUUUUCCUCUCUUUUAGGAAUUUUCUAAUAGUAAAACAAUGCCCUGAUGUCGGAAAGUUUCGACGCAUUGUAUGACCCCCAAUGGUGGACUUGAUUGAAGCACACCAGGAAGGAACUCUGAAAAGGCAGAUUCAUUUCACACAAAUUGACCGACACAAUGUGCUCAAUGAACCAUCCAGCUAACUGGGUGACAUUUGAAGAUGAAGGCACCCCCCAGUCCUCACCACAGAAAAGCAUGCAGUCUCCUCCAUCAAGUUCUGGGUCGAUACCUCGACCAAAUGGCUUGAAACUGGUGCUGCCUCCUUUGGGCAGUUCAGCAAGGAGGUUAUCCAGUCCACUGGAAUCUCCCCAAAUGCACUUGAGCUUCAAUGGGAGCUCAUGUGUACCCAGCAACACUCCGAUGUGCACUCCAGUAAGGGAAACUCCAGCCGGUCCGUCUCCCUUUAACCGCGACGCUCUCAGACCAGCUAACGUCUUUAGGAGUUUCUCCAACACGUCGACGAAUAUCUCUUCUCCUGACAGACGUUCGUCUUCUGAGGCAUCCACUUCCUUUCCAGCGUUCCAAGACGAUCCGGGUCAGGUUAACCUAUUUCUGGGUGAAAGCAAGCACAAGAGAGAUUCUGGAAGUUCCUCGUCAGACUCGGAGCCUGGCUCAAGCUUGCCUCGCUUCUUUAUCCGAACCAAGGAUGGUUACGAGCCACCCCGGGACCAACUUCAAAACUCCUACUUGUACAUCUGCCAUAAGCUAGAGCGGUUAAAGGCAAAGGAGGACCAAGACCAAGACAGAGAGGAAAGAGAUUCUACUAUAAGCAAGCUAAAGGAUAUUGAUGCAGGAAGAGGUUCUUCUUCCUUUGUUCCACAGGGACUGUUCCUCAGCCAGAGGAGGCACGGUUGGCCAUUAAUGCUGAGGAUCCCAGAGAAAAAGAACCGUAUGUCAUCGCGUCAGUGGGGUCCUAUAUACUUACAGUUGCUCCCAGGGGCCGUGCUCCAAAUGUAUUAUGAAAAAGGCUUGGAGAAACCGUUCAAAGAGUUCCAGCUGACUUCCAAUUGCCAUCUUUCAGGCCCAAAACUGGAAAGCUACGGCGAGCCACGAAAAAUUGCGACGCUGAAGAUCGAACACGUGUCAUACGUGGAACGAAAACGCUACCACCCUAAACCCGAGGUGACACACGAAGCUGAAGUGGAGCAGCUGCUGAAGUUUGGCACAACGGAGUACAGAGACAUGGAGGACUUGCUGGUGUCCCUUGAGGAGGAGUUGAUGAGAUUACCAUGUCCCUUCAAGCAGCAAAGACAUUACGAGGAGCAAGAGUUGUCCUUGCAGAUUGCAGACCAUAUCUGGAUGCGAGUAGAUAAGGACGGAGCCACGCUGGAACGUGCGGCCAUCACACGCCUCCACUGCUUGGCCUUCAUAAACGGUACGGCGGAAUGUUUCCUGGCGUUGAACGACCUCGGACUUCUGAGCAAAGACUCUAAUUACGGCUCUGAAGAGGACGAAGCCUGGAUGGAGAUCGCCGAACACCAGUUUCACAAGUCUGUAAGAGAGGCUGAAUUCGAAGACACUAGACUGAUUAAGUUCUCGCCACCGGAUGCCUGCAGGGUGGAACUCGGGCGCUACAGGACGGUAUCGCUGAACUGUGGAGACUUGCCUUUCUCAGUGAAGGCUACGGUCACUGUUCAGGGUGCGUACCUGGAGCUACAAGCCUUUCUCAAUAUGCAAUCGUCCUUCCCUUCACUGGGGGCACAUUCAGAAUCGCUUUGUGAAAACGUGCUAAUCCACGUACCGUUGCCGGGGGAUUGGGUUAAAGUGCCUCGCGCCAUCUCGCUGCUCUGGCAGAAAUCUAUCAAAGCCCGCAUGAACAGAAAUGCCUGCCUGGGCUCAGUAAACAUCACGGAUUCUCAUCCUGUCAUGCAGGUCACUGUUGGUACCGUCAAGUAUGAGAACGUAUAUGGCGCCAUUGUUUGGAGGAUUGACAAGCUUCCCGCUAAGAACAUGGGAGCAGACCAUCCCCAUUGCUUCUCCUGUAAGCUGGAGCUGGCGUCGGACCAAGAGAUCCCAACUGACUGGUUCCCAUUCAUCACCCUGGAGUGCGAGGUGGCAGAUACUGUUGCUUCUCAAACCAGGGUGAAGUCUUUGGGAAUAGAAAGCGACAUUCAGCCUCAGAAACACAUCAGCUACAGGGCCUUUUAUCGUUGCCAGGUGGAAAUUGAAAAAAAGCUGAUCGAGGCAGAAUCGCAGAAACCAUCAAGCUGCGCAACACAGUGAUCUAAAAUGUGGAUUUAUGUUUUAGAAGAAGAAGAGAAAAAAGACUUACAUACUCGCACUAAUGAAUAAUCAGCAUGCACUUACAACAGACAUAUGAAAUGUUCUUAGUCUUUACUCUGGUCUUAACCCCACCCGUGUUAAUCUCAACAAACACAGCUCAAAUAUAUAAAAGAAUAAAACAUAUAUAUGUAUUUAUAUUAACCGUUAAAUUAAUGAAUACAAUUUGUAAUGCUCUGCCAGUGCAAUGACCGUUAAAGACCUGUCCAGCAGCCUACAGUAUUUGCACUUUAGCCUAUUAUACCUUGCAAGAUUUCAGAGAAAAGAUGCAUAUUAAGCUCCAUUAUUACAUACCGAGCACUGUUCACAUUUAACAAUGUGGGUUAUUAAAUUACAUGUGUAUGUGAUGUAAGCAAUAAAUAAAUUCCAGUCAAAUAAAACUGGCUAAGUAUAUGCUACCUCCUGGGGUUUGUGACGUUCCCUAAGAUUUCCACAAAAGAUUGGGUAAUAUUUUAUCGCUGUACUAUUGCAAUAUCUUAAUGUUAUUUUUUAAUAAAUAGCUACAUUGCUAACAAUAAUUUCUUAGCUAUAGUUGGUUUGAUGGACUGAAUAAUGCGAUUAAUUUGCGAUUAUGUUUCCUAUAGUGGUACAACUUUGCUUUUUCCAUGAGGUCCUAUAUUUACAGUGUUCAUAGAAAAAAAAAAAACAUUACACAUAAAAAGUCUACUUUUGUCGU
Messenger RNA from Ictalurus furcatus (blue catfish), 3905 nucleotides. Its product is annotated as stonin-1. Gene Ontology annotation, biological process: regulation of endocytosis; clathrin-dependent endocytosis; synaptic vesicle endocytosis. Gene Ontology annotation, molecular function: clathrin-cargo adaptor activity. Gene Ontology annotation, cellular component: synaptic vesicle; AP-2 adaptor complex. The transcript has 4 exons. The coding region runs from base 1067 to 3172 and encodes 701 amino acids. The record is from RefSeq and is a predicted model, not a curated record. NCBI's taxonomy places the organism in Eukaryota, Metazoa, Chordata, Actinopteri, Siluriformes, Ictaluridae.